Messenger RNA from Nothobranchius furzeri (turquoise killifish), 2170 nucleotides. RefSeq names its product transmembrane protein 203 (gene tmem203). Lineage: Eukaryota; Metazoa; Chordata; Actinopteri; Cyprinodontiformes; Nothobranchiidae. Gene Ontology annotation, cellular component: endoplasmic reticulum. Gene Ontology annotation, biological process: intracellular calcium ion homeostasis. The record is from RefSeq and is a predicted model, not a curated record.
GACAGUAGCGGGACUCUUGAGACGAACGCUUACGACAAAAGAAACGAAGAAGAAGAUCCUACGGUAACGAUGAAGCUACAUUUUAGCUAGUCGUUAGCAUAGUUAUAUUCUGGCUGUUCUAACCGGAUGGAUGAUAAAAACACCUGGUUGUUUUAAGGUUGUAACUGAAGAUGUAGCCAUCAAGGUGGGACGUCUCCACUCCUUCUGUCCUAGAUAAGCGGCCCCUUCCUCAGCCCUGGAGCCCCUAACCGGGGCUGCUCUGCUGCCUUCCGGCUGUCUGUCCUCAGAGGAAGGCCCCUCUGCACUCAGCCAUGCUGUUCUCCUUGAGGGAGCUGGUUCAGUGGCUGGGCUUUGCCACCUUUGAACUCUUUCUUCACCUGCUUGCUUUACUGGUCUUCAGCAUGAUGGUCGCCCUGAAAGUGGACCUGUCGAGCCUCCAUCUGAGCUGGUGGCUGGUUUUUGUCCCUCUGUUCGCUGCAGACGGCCUCAGCACCUACUUUACCGCCAUCGUGUCCAUUCGGCUUUACCAGGAGAACGAGAAGCGGCUGGCGGUGCUGCGGCUCCUCUGGGUGCUGACAGUGCUCAGCCUGAAGCUGGUGUGCGAGGUUCUCCUGUGCCAGAAGCUGGACGAUCAAGACCAAGCCAGAGACCUGUGGUAUGGCCUCAUCGUUUCACCGCUCUUCAUCCUGCUGCAGCUGCUGAUGAUACGAGCGUGCCGGGUUAACUGAGCAGAGGAGGUUUCAUGAAGCAGCUUUCACAUCAGUGAUCUCUGUCUGCCAUUAGAGAUUUAAACAAUUACAACAGAUUUUCCUUUUCUGUCUCAUUCCCACCUGUACAAUAUAAGAGUUUUAUGUUCUGGGCAACGCUAUGAUCUCCUUUUACAAUCAAGAGUUUUUCAAAGCUGUAAGAUCAAUACUUUAGUUAUCAUUACACUGGUUAUUGUUGCAGUUUUUGUCUGUGUUUUUCUUUUUUUUUUUUUUUUUUAGAGAAACACUAAGUUAUUGCAGGACCCUUUUGAGGACAGGCUGUCACUCCGAUGUGGAUUUGGAGCAUAUUAGUGCCUCUACUUUGUGCAAUCAACAGUAAACAAUGAGCCAUAAAGAAAAAUAUACAUUUAAUAAACAAGUAUUACAGUACUGUGUAGAUGUUUUAAACCAGACCUCAUUUCUGUAUUUUUUUCUUUAAAACAGCCAAACUUUCUUUAGAGCUUUUCACAGGAUUUCCGAAGGUUUUCAACGUAAAUGUUGUUUGAAUAUCGGCCGCUUUAGUCCGUACAAAGCCAACUUUUAGGAGAAUUGUUUAUUUUCUAAGACCUAAUCUCAUAACGAAGAAUAUGUUGGAGUUUUAGGCUUCCUAUUAAUGGCAACCUGUCGUGAAGAUAAUUAGUUCUUUGAUUAGUUCGAGUCUAUAAUAAAAAUACAGAAAAAGAAAAGGGUUAAAAAAUAGUGAUUUAAAUCUUAGUUAAGGGAGUGGCAUGCAUGAAAAGGACCAUCAGCUGAUUAUGGGUUGUCCAUACGAAACUGAAAAGUUCAAAUGCUUUCUCAAAAACUCGCUCAACCUCAGAUUUUUCUACAGAAAUGUGUUCUUUACUCAGUUUCUUGUCCACUGAUCUGAUAAAUUACUACUAAGUCUUGUUGUUUUGAAGCAAACGUUUAAGGAACAGAGCGAUGGCUCAAGACUUGUGCACAGUGCUGUAUGUUUAAUGUUUAACAAGCAUGUCAGUUUACCACAUUUGUGAAACGUGACAUCCGAGGACACUCUUGGGAUUGAGAUCCUGAGAAACUGCUCUACCCUCCCCAGAGGGACGUUGCUCGCUGGUAAACGGUGCAUUAUUUGGUGUCUGUUGCUGAAAGUGUUGCCCAGACACCACACAGCUUGCUCCCCCCACCAUUAGAAUGGUUUGUGGUGAAAUCCACACGCAGUAGAUCCUCUGCACACAUUUUCUCUAACGAAUUGCUGAUUAUUUUCACCGUGUAACGUGUUUGUUCGGUUUGUUUACCUUGUAAAUGUGCUGCAUGUAUUUAUUGCCUCAUUAAUUUAUCUCCUGCUGUAACAUUCUGUCAUUAUGUUGAAUUUGGAUGGAAGUUUUUAUUUGUAUUUGUUUGUGUGGAUAUUUGUCAUCUUCGUGUAAAUAAAAUCUGCCUUAUGAGUAAUUUGACAAUGAAGCUGG